AUGGAUCCGAAAUCACCACAGUCCUUACCUUCACCUACCUCACCUUCUUCGCCUUCCUCAUUUUCACCUUCUUCGUCUUCCCCCUCUUCGCCCUCUUUGCCUUUCUUGCCUUCAACGCCACCUGCCACGUCUUUACCCACACCCCCUAACUCGUCGCCUAUAAACCCGAUCGCAAAACGUGAUCUUCGACUGAUUAGGGGUGCAAAAUCCAAGCGUCCAGUAACACAGCUCCUCUCCUCGCCAUGGAAUUAUCAACCCCCGCGCCUUCAAACACAAAUCCAUACGCCCCAAGACCUUUAUAUUGCGGUCAAUAGAGCCCGGCACUACGAUGGUCAUGCUCCCUCACUCAAUCCAUCACCGGCAACUACGAAUCCUACGUUUCUUCCAUACUCUGGUAAUUUUGUCCUUGACGCAUCAUUCGCACUGCCAUCUGACAGGCAGCCACUUCUUGAGAAGAUCCGUCAGCUGCAGCAACGGCAGAAAGCAGAAUGCGCAGAGUUGGCGAAGAAGUUGAUCGAUUUGAUCCAGAAAGUGGACGGGUAUGAGUACGUGAAACUUGGGAAUGGAUCGCAGUUGAGCGGGCUGAAAACGGUGGUGGGGUGGUAUUUCCAUUUCGUAUGCUCGGCAUCGAAAGAGUGCUGUCCAAAGAGCAAUAGUAUUAGUAAUCGCGACUGUAAAGGGAGUAUAUAUGUAUCAAUGUCGACGGAGAGAGUAUACAUAUACUAUACGCAUCGGGACUUGCACGAGCCUGCAACACCUCGCGGGUUUGAAAUGGCAUUCGAAAAUCUACCGGCGGAGGUCAAGGUACAGGAUGGUGGGGUGCUUGUGGCUAUGCAGCAAUUGGAGGGAAUUGAGCGGGAAGUAGAUGUGGAGAGUGAGUCGUCGGGAGGGUCGGAUCAAUCAGAGAAGACCGAGCAGGAUCGCGGGGUAAAACCCAAGAAAGAGGUGGUAGGAGCAGAAAAGGAAAAACUGGUUGAUAUGCAGCAGCUGGAAGGUGGAAGAGCAGAAGGACAACUAAACCUCGACCAAUUAGAGGGUGGUGGGCGGGAAGGACAGUUAGAUCUCGAGCAACUGGAAGGAGGUCGGUCAGAAGGACAGCUCGAUAUCCGGCAAUUAGAAGAGAAUGGGCCUGAGGGGCAACUGGAUAUCGGUCAACUGGACAAUAUAUCACCAGAGCAUCGGGCGAAGACAAUACCAGCAGAAGUGGAAUCGAAAGUAUCAGGUUCUCCGGCGGAACCCACUCCCCUACCAACUCCGACACCCACUCCUCCGAAGCUGCGCCGAAAACCAAGCCCAAUAUCCAUUCCCCCAGUGUCCCCCCACCCUCUCGCUUCCCUCCAGCCACCCACUACUCCCCUUCCGCCAUUCACCCCAAACAUGUUGCCCAACAUCCGCCCAACACCGGCCGCAACUCCUGGAUCUGUGAAUCGUAAUCACAGCAAACUCAGCGCGCUCCGCGACAUGGUCGAUGCAUGGCAUCCGGAUGAUGAAUCCGGAGAGAACAACGCUCCCGAGAAAGUGAACCCAUUCCUAAAGGUCACAUUCAGGUUCAUGGUGGAGUGGUUUCAGUCCUCUAUGGGACAUCCGGAGGUUCAAAGAGAGAUCUACCGGAUCCUGGAUAUGGAGGCCGAAGGAGAAGGGGAAGGAUCAGGAGCUGGUGAGAGCGAUGUAGAGGACACAGUAGUGGGAGACGAUAACCGGUCGGUGAGAAUCGAUUAUGAUGAUGAUAUGAGCCGGAAAGAUAUGGAUGAAGAGGAGGAUAUUGUGGUUGAUGUGCUACGAACACCAACAAGGAAAACGCCAACUCCGGAUAGCCCAACACGAAAACUGACGUUGGAUCUUCCUAAGAAAGCGCGGCGCUCAGUGCGGGAAUUGUUGAAACUAGGAUACGGGACAUCCACCAGGGUGUUGAGCCCGAUUGUCGAGUCUGCCAGUGAGAAGAGGAAAAGCACUGAUGGUUCAGGAAAGAAGGGAAAGAUGAGUCGUAGAAGUGGAGAGUCGGACAGGUGA
Molecule: messenger RNA, 2010 nt
Organism: Morchella sextelata
Lineage: Eukaryota; Fungi; Ascomycota; Pezizomycetes; Pezizales; Morchellaceae
Exons: 4
Coding region: 1-2010 (669 amino acids)
Source: RefSeq, a predicted model, not a curated record